This is a messenger RNA of Myripristis murdjan (pinecone soldierfish), 3483 nucleotides long. RefSeq names its product occludin. Gene Ontology annotation, molecular function: cis-regulatory region sequence-specific DNA binding. The transcript is spliced from 9 exons. Gene Ontology annotation, biological process: positive regulation of transcription elongation by RNA polymerase II; bicellular tight junction assembly; snRNA transcription by RNA polymerase II. The record is from RefSeq and is a predicted model, not a curated record. The coding region runs from base 226 to 1857 and encodes 543 amino acids. Lineage: Eukaryota; Metazoa; Chordata; Actinopteri; Holocentriformes; Holocentridae. Gene Ontology annotation, cellular component: membrane; transcription elongation factor complex; bicellular tight junction.
UCUCUCUCUCUCUGCGUGGGACAGGACUUGAAAGUGGAGUUACAUUUUUCAAGUUGAUCACAAAUAACUGGAGAAAAGAUUAUCAUUCCCUGAGACAUAGUUAGAGAUAUUUUGUUGCUUUUAAUUCCUCCGAGCUGAAUCCUGGUCGACGGGACAGCGGGACGGGGAUUGGAGUUGUUAUUUCUCCUCUUCAGUCUGCUCGCAGCUCCCUGACAGUAGUGAGCGAUGUUUGAGAAGCAGCGCUAUGACAGCCCACCUGUCUACAGUCCUCCCUACGGCGCGCCAUCCAACAAUGGCUACGGCCCACCAGGCAGCUUCCAGGCGCCCCGGAGUGAGUACGACCCUUACCCGCCUCCGCCCGGCUCUUACUACAUCGAGGACAAACCUCAGCAUUUCUACAAGUGGCUGUCACCUCCUGGGAUCGUCAAGGCCAUGAUGGCGGUGGUGAUCGUUCUGUGUGUGGGGAUAUUCGCCUGUGUGGCCUCCACCCUGAUGUGGGACAUCCAGUACGGGAUGGGCAUGGGAGGCUUUGGCACCGGGAUGGGCUAUGGCAGUGGAUUCAUCGGGGGCAGCUAUGGGUCAGGAUACGGUGGAUAUGGGGGCUACGGCGGCUAUGGUGGCUACUACAGCUCCUACCCGACACCAUAUUCAGCCAAAACUGCCAUGAUCGCCAUGGCGGCCAUUAACUUCAUCGUGUCACUGGGAUUUUUCAUCGCCAGCUUCUCAAAAACCAACAUGUUCCGCAGCAGGAAGUUCUUCCUGGUCAUCCUGAUAACUAGCAUCAUCAUGGCCGUCCUGCAGGGCAUCAUAAACAUUGUGUACAUCGUGGGUGUGAACCCCAUGGCCCAGAGCUCCUCUAGCAUGAUGUACAACCCCAUGCUCAUGAUGUGUCAGAGCCUCUACCAGACCAGCUACUCCCAGAUGGGAGGAGUGGGAGGCUUCCCCAUGUACAACCAGUACCUCUACCACUACUGCUUUGUGGACCCACAAGAGGGUGUUGCCAUGGUUUGUGGAUUCCUGCUUGUCAUUGCCUUGGCUGUCGCCGCUUUUUUCGCACACAAAACACGAGGCAAGAUCUGGCGCUAUGGGAAGCCCAACAUCUACUGGGAAGAGCCGCUCACUGGUGGGCUGGCUCCCGAAGGCAGAGAUGUAGAAGAAUGGGUGAACAAUGUGGAGGAAAGUCACAGUACGCAGGACGCCCCGACCCUGGUGCUGUCCGAGAAGGGGGGCGGGCCGCUCAACGCCUCGGCCAACAGUGUCAUCUCCUACCCGCCGCCCAAGAUGGACAGCAGCUCCAUCAACGGGGACACCUACAACAACAACGAGUACUCGGAGCGGCCCACCAGUCGACCAUCAGAGGUGCUCUCUCACGGCGGGGGGACGAGCUCCAGCCCCUCGGAGGAGACGGGAGGGGGCCGCAAGCCCUCGGCCAACAGGGGGAAGAGACGCAGACGUAACCCGGAGCUGGAUGAGUCUCAGUACGAGACCGAGUACACCACAGGGGGAGAGACGGGCAACGAGCUCGACCCAGAGGAGUGGGAGAGUAUCUACCCGGAGAUAACGUCCGACGAGCAGCGCCACGAGUACAAGAGGGAGUUCGACGCUGACCUCAGGGAGUACAAGCACCUGUGCGCCGACAUGGACGACAUCAACGAUCAGCUGAACAAACUCAGCCGACAGCUGGACACGCUAGACGACAGCUCUCCCAAAUACCAGGCUGUGGCGGAGGAAUAUAAUCGACUGAAGGACCUAAAGCGGACGCCAGACUACCAGUUCAAGAAGCAGGAGUGUCGCAGGCUGAGGCACAAACUGUUCCACAUCAAACGCAUGGUGAAGGACUACGACAAGAGCCACUAACAAAUUCGCCGAGCCCCGACGCCACUCACUCCACCCUCCGCAACACACACACACACACACACACACACACAAACACACACACAGACGCUCAAAGACUCCUGGACGACAUGCCCCGAAGACUGUACUUCAAACUGCAACAAAAACAAAUGCUGAGACCAAAGUUAUCUGUGCAGCACGUACACACUGGACACAGAUGGACACACACACACACACACCCGCACUCAAAUACAUGUUGAUAAUAAUGAUUCAGACUUGGGUUUCCCUUCCCUGCGUUCACGACUGUAUCUGACUAUUUUUCCACGACCUGGACGAAAACGGAAACCCGGAGGAAACGCGUGGAUCCUCGGCUGUAGCUUUCCUCCACGACGACACUGCCAUUUCUCUAAAAGGGCCGGCUUAUUGUAGCGCGCACCCGCUUGCAAGAAUCGUAGGGUGCGGUGGAAGAAAGGUUGCGUGAAAGUCAUCUGACCUUCAGCCACCUGUGAUAACUACUAGGAUCUGCAGUGAGAGGUUGUGUUUGCUCUCCAAAUACGCUGCUUUUCUUUGUUUUAUCUGCCCCUGAUAAGAGCUGAAACAGUAUCGCAGAGAAUUCAGCGAUGGGCGGGACGGGGUGCUGGGUUUGUUUGCAUGCAAUUACGCAGUUUGUUUUAACCCACGGCAUUAUCUCAGCCACAAAUGAACUUCCUGUGUUCCUGUGUUUUUCUUUUCUCACCUUUGCAUCAUUGUUCAUACACAAAUUUUACAUCGGUUAUGUAAUCCAGGCACUGUGUACCACCUAUAUCAUUUCCACUGUACCAGCAUUUUGUCAAACUAAGGGUUUUAUACUGAUUAUCAUAGUUGUAGUGAAACCAAAAACGGGACAAUUUGGUCACUGAGAUAUGAAUUGUAUUGUUGUGUAGAAAUUUUAAGGAAGUCCGUGUCGGAGCUGGAUGCCCUGUUCAUGCUUUCGGGUGGGACAGAGGUUGAUUUUUGCCUUAUGUGUCACUGGAUACAGAGGAACAAAAUAUAUGUGUCCGUUUUUGUUUUUUUUCUUAAGUCUAUGAAUAUUAGCAAUGACGUCAUUUGUAAAUACUAAAGGCCUACAGUGGUUCCUGUGGUGUUUAUUUUUUUUUCUCAGUGAUCCCUCAUAAUGCACUGAUCCUAUGCAAAUCAGAGAGUAACCGAGUAAUUUUCGUAAAACGUUUUCGUCUGACGCACCUUCAGCAAACUGGGAACCAUUUCCUGUCUGUGUCUCGCUGUUCGUUUAAACCGAGCUCCUCUUUUCCUUUGAUUAUUCCCUCCGCUGAAAAUGAUCACCUGUUGAUUACACGUGUGGUAAUAUUUGUAUUAAUCCCACUCCAUGUGCAAAGUGUUACUAUCUAGCGAGUUAGAAAAUUGUUUAGACCUAUGUUGAUUUGUCAUGCGUUUGUAUUUUUUAUGAAGAACUGGUGAGUUUAUGAAGAACAUUGUUGUCAUUUUACAAACCUUUUUGCGAGCCAUUUAUUUUUAUAUGAAUUUAUUUUCUUUGAUGCUGUUGUAAAAGGCAACAUUUUUUUGUAACUGAGUACUUCCAGAGGGUAUGAUGUCUAAAAUAAAGGUAUUGAUAUUCAAUGAGUAAUAAACAUUCCUAAUUCUCUAAAAAUGUUA